AUGAUCUCAGACGUGCAGAAGGCCUGGGAGGCGUGUGACCGGACAGACACGGUUUUCAUCCUGGUUUGUACCGUCUUCUGCUGGCCUAUCAUACCGGCCGUCGGGCUGGGUUAUUCCGGCUAUUCCACGCGGCGGAGUGGCCUUGCGUCGUUCAUCCCAGCGGUGUUGACGGUCUGCGUCUGCUCGAUCCAGUGGUUUAUCGUUGGCUAUGCUCUUGCUUAUGGCGAGGGUCCCGGCGGAGUCAUUGGCGACCUCAAGUAUGCCUUUCAUCGCGGUGUGCUCGCUGAGCCGGUCGGGAGUAUUCCGGCCGUCCUGUUCAGCGAGUUUCAGCUCGUCUUCCUGGCCACGGUCUGUGCCAUCGCGGUUGGAGGAGCUUGUGAACGUGGCCGCAUUCUGCCAUUGAUUCCAUUCAUCUUUCUGUGGUCCACUUUCAUUUACUGCCCUCUCGCUCACAUGGUUUGGGGUGGAGGCUUCCUCAGUGAACUCGGCGUGCUUGACUUUGCUGGUGGAACGCCAGUGCAUAUCUGCAGCGGUGCAACAGCCAGUGCACUCAGUCUCUACCUCUCCUAUCCGGUGUUCCGGUCCCGAAAAUCGGAUGUCAGGACGCCUUCCCAUCUCAAGCUGCAUCGGCCGCACAACUCAAUGUGCCAGCUGCUGGCGAUGAUUAUCAUCUGGGGUUCUUGGUUGGCGUUUGACGCCGGUACCACCCUCACCCUCAGCUUUCAAUCGGUCAUGGCUCUCUGCGUGACCAAUCUCUGUGCGUCGGCAGGUGCGUUGACGUGGGCAUCGAUCACCUAUUUCGAGACCGGUCGAUGGUCGCUGGACUCGACAUUCAUGGGCGCCAUAGCCGGUCUCGUCAUGAUCACCCCUGCAGCGGGCUUCAUUGACCUUCCGACUUCGCUCUUCUUCGGCGUCUUCGGGGCCCUUGUUUGCCGCCAGGCGUUGCGGAUCAAGUUCACCGAUUUUGCACGAAGAGUGCGCUGGGUUGACAACGGCGAUACCUUUGCCACCCACUGCGUCGGUGGCUUUCUCGGCACCAUCAGCACGGGACUCUUUGCCCAGAAGGCAGUGGCAGCUUAUGGGGGCGUGGAGGUGGACGGUGGUGUUUUUUUCGACGGCAAUAUUCGCCAACUAGGAGUCCAAGUUGUGGAGGCCUUGAUCGGCUUCAUCUGGUCGUUCGUGGGAUCGUUUGUCAUAAUUGCUCUCAUCGACUGCGUUCCUGGCCUCGAAGUGCUCGCAGAAGACAAGGAAGUUAAUGUGGGGAUGGACGCUUCUCAAAUGGAUGAGAGCUUGUACGAGGCACAGUGGGCUGGAGAAGAGGACUACAAACCUCUGGCCAACGGUAAUAUUGCUCUGGACUAG
Messenger RNA from Fonsecaea erecta, 1362 nucleotides. RefSeq lists its product as hypothetical. The record is from RefSeq and is a predicted model, not a curated record. The transcript is spliced from 3 exons. NCBI's taxonomy places the organism in Eukaryota, Fungi, Ascomycota, Eurotiomycetes, Chaetothyriales, Herpotrichiellaceae. Gene Ontology annotation, biological process: ammonium transmembrane transport. Gene Ontology annotation, molecular function: ammonium channel activity. Gene Ontology annotation, cellular component: plasma membrane. The coding region runs from base 1 to 1362 and encodes 453 amino acids.